GUUGCUGUGUGUUUGUGUGCGAGACAGAGAGCGCUCUGGGCUGGUGUGUGUGUUUGUCUGUGUGAGAGCUCUGGGCUGCUGUGUGCGUGUGUGUGCGUGUGUGGCUGAUGGAGCAGGCCGGGAGGGGGAGCAGCACACGCAGUCAGGGGCUGAAUCCCCGCAUCCUCUCCUCAUUGCUGUCACAGCAGGAGAAGCCGCGGGACCGGGAGCCGGAGCUCGCUGUGGGGCAGUGCGAGCGGGAUCGGCGCAUCUUCCUCCAGCUGCAGUGAGAGCCGCGAUGCUGCCCUGGCGCAGGAACAAAUUCGUGCUGGUGGAAGACGAGCGCCAAGGCAAAGGCAAGACCCUGGGCCCGGGGCUGAGCUACGCCUCCCUGCUCUCCAGCUUCGUGCGCUCCUGCCCGGACCUGCUGCCCGAGUGCCCGCUGGAGCGGCUGGGCAGCGUGUUCCGCAGCCGGCGGCACAAGGUGGAGCUGAACCAGGAGGACCCCACCUACACGGCCUGGUACCUGGGCAACGCGGUCACGCUGCAGGCCAAGGGCGAGGGCUGCACGGACGAGGCGGUGGGCAAGAUCUGGGCCAAGAGCGACGGCGGGGCCAGCGGCACCAAGGUGAAGCUGACGCUGGGGGCGCACGGCAUCCGCAUGGCCCCCUGCGAGAAGCGGGGCGGCGGCGGGCGGCGGCCGGGCCAUGCCUACCUGCUGCGCCGCAUCACCUACUGCGCGGCGGACGGCCGCCACCCCAAGCUCUUCGCCUGGGUCUACCGGCACCAGGUGAAGAACAAGGCCGUGGUGCUGCGCUGCCACGCCGCGCUGCUCUCCAAGGCGGAGAAGGCGCGGGCCGUGGCGCGGCUGCUCUACCAGACGGCCAGCGCCGCCUUCAGCGACUUCAAGCGCCUGCAGAGACAGAACGACGCCCGGCGCCUCCAGCGCCAGCGCCUGGGCGACUCCAUCGUCCCGCUGGUGCCCAUCCGCAAGCUGCUCAACGGGCAGUGCCCCUACCGGCCCCCCGCCGACCGCAGCCGCGGCGCCCGCCGGCUCAGCUCCAUCCUGGAGGAGGAGGAGGAGGAGAACCUGGGCACCGCCCGCCACCACGCGCCCUCGGGCCGCCUCAGCCCGGCCACCGGCUGCAACCAUCCCGCUCCGGCCCCCCAGCGCCGGGAGCGGGCCGAGGUGCUGACUUUAGCCCGGGAGCUGAGGGGCUGGAGCCUCCAGAGCCCACCGCCCUGGAAGCCCGCCCAAGAGAGGCCCUGCUUGUCGGGCUGCUAAAGCCAGCAGGCUAGAGACCGCCCAGCGUCCUUCCCAGAAGGACCCGCCUGCCUGGGGUGAGGAUGGGCAGAAUGAGUCUGGAAAUGCCACCCGCUGCUGUGCCCCGGCCCGUGUGCCCCUCGCUGCUGCCUAGGGUGACCAGACAGCAAGUGUGAAAAAUCAGGACAAGGGGUGGGGCGGUAAUAGGAGCCUAUAUAAGAAAAAGCCCCAAAUAUCGGGACUGUCCCUAUCAAAUCGGGACAUCUGGUCACCCUACUGCUGCCUUUGCAGCCUGAGGAGAGGCAGACAACAGUCAUCAGGCCCUGCUGACUGGCAGGGCUCACACACAGACCGACUGACCUGCCCAGCCUGCAGGUAACACUCCUUCACCGCCCUCUGAGUACAGGCACCAGCUCCGGUGUGGCCCUUUCGCCUGAGCGGACAUUGAAAUGAUCUAGACCGGUUGGUGCAUAUCUCCAUCUCUUCCACACACACCUCCCCGCCCCUCCACACACACACAGACACUUGCUAACCAGCUCAGAGACAGACUGCACUGACUCUAACGACUGGCAUUAGAGCCAUGGACAGGCUCCUGCUAAACUGAAACAUACCCGCAAGGUCUGGAAGGGUGAAGGGUUCCCUGAAUGGGCAGCUGCCACAGGGAGCAACUCUUGUGUGUAUUUUGUACUUCCAGUGAUUUCAAGAAAAGAGAGGGAGAGACACACACACACAAACUGGGGGUGGGGGAUGAUAUUUCCAUUUCAGCCAAGGGAAGGAGAAGCUGGUUCAGCUGAAGUGACUUUUACUACUUGAUCUAAACUAAAAUUUAUA
Messenger RNA from Malaclemys terrapin pileata, 2074 nucleotides. It is a transcript of the gene FAM43B, whose product is annotated as family with sequence similarity 43 member B. The transcript has 2 exons. Bases 278 to 1264 code for a protein of 328 amino acids. Lineage: Eukaryota; Metazoa; Chordata; Testudines; Emydidae. The record is from RefSeq and is a predicted model, not a curated record.